Molecule: messenger RNA, 1194 nt
Organism: Gastrolobium bilobum
Lineage: Eukaryota; Viridiplantae; Streptophyta; Magnoliopsida; Fabales; Fabaceae
Exons: 1
Coding region: 1-1194 (397 amino acids)
Source: RefSeq, a predicted model, not a curated record
AUGAGCAAGAUGAAGAAGCAUUUGCUUGGAGGAACAAUUGCUCUGAAUCCCGAGACUGUUCUCGUAAUUAGGAUUCCCGAUGCACAGGUUUUGCGCAUUUUGUCUCGGUCCCUCUUUUUGGCUAUGGUUCUUGUAGCGUUGCCUUUUUUGGGAACCAUUCUCAGGGGAUUCUCAUCAAGUCCCCAUUCAUAUGUUUCAAAAUUUGAGUCUGCUUCUGGGUCUAUCAAUAUGGAGCUGUUGAAUUCGAUUCUCCAUGAUUUGGCUGAUGAAGGCCACCUCAAGAAGGAUGAUAAGACUCUCAUUGUGAACCCUCCCAAUGGAUUUGGGGGUAUUGCUUCGUUCAAUAACAACGAGAUUGACACGGUCACGGACUUUGAUUUGGAGAGAAAGAGCUUGUUCUUUGGUGAGUCUUAUGAUUUUGUGUUCAUUUCCAGCUCUGGAGAUGCUGAGUUUGUUGAUCGCAUUCUUAAAAUUAAUGGCAUGGUGGCUCUCCCGUUAGGCGUUGAACCAUCAAAUGCAGCUUUCAGAAAACAAUCUAAUUAUAGAGUAGUUUACCUUAGGCGAUAUGGCUCUAUCAUUGUUGCUUUGAGGAAAAUUGGCGCAGCCAUUAAGUUGGUAGAUUCUUCACCAAAGAGAAAGCUUUGCCAAUUGGCAACAGACUCCAAGACAGUGGCAUUGAAUGGUCUUGAAGAUGUACUCUUGGAGCCACCGAGACAGGCUUUCCUCAAAUCAAAGAACUACUUGAAGAAGAUCAAGUAUCUACCUGACUUGUUGGGUGAUUCUCUUGAAGUUUACAAUCGAAGAGUCUUCAUUAGUGUAGGCUUGCCUAAGGAAAACAAGGGUGUAAUACAAUGGUUCGAGCAGAACUACCCAAAGAAGAGUACAAAAUUCGAGAUUUUCAGCCUCGUGGUUGCACCAGAAAACCGGAUGGUGCCCCAUAUUGAUGUUUCUGGUUGGUUAUCAAAGCAUGUGAAGGAAGAAGAUUAUGUUGUAAUUAAAGCAGAAGCAGAGGUAGUGGAGGAGAUGAUAGAGAAAAGGACAAUCUUAUUGGUGGAUGAACUUUUCUUAGAGUGCAAGAAUGAAUGGUGGCAGAAGGGGAUGGAAAAGAAGAGUGAAAGAGCAUAUUGGGAGUGCUUGGCUUUGUAUGGAAGGUUGAGGGAUGAGGGAGUUGCAGUACACCAAUGGUGGGGUUGA